AUGAUUGUGGCGGCGGUAGCCAUGGUCAUUCCGUGGCUGAUCUGUGUUUGGACUGAAAACCCUCGGUCUGGGGCUCAGUACGAUGGUACGAAGACAGAAUGUGAAACCAGCCAGUUUCAGUGUGGAAACGGUCGCUGCAUCCCGUCCGUCUGGCAGUGCGACGGCGACGAGGACUGCACCGACGGCAGCGAUGAGAACUCCUGCGUGAAAAAGACGUGUGCGGAGGUGGACUUCGUGUGUCGUAAUGGACAGUGUGUCCCCAAGAGGUGGCACUGCGACGGCGAACCCGACUGCGAGGACGGAUCCGACGAGAGCAUGGAGAUCUGCCACAUGAGGACGUGUCGUAUGAAUGAGUUCAGCUGUGGCGCCGGCUCCACCCAGUGCAUCCCCGUUUUCUGGAAAUGCGACGGAGAAAAGGACUGCGACAGCGGCGAAGACGAGCUCAACUGUGGUAACAUCACAUGUGCUCCCAAUGAGUUCACGUGCGCCAGCGGCCGUUGCAUCUCCCGUAACUUCGUGUGUAACGGCGAGGACGACUGCGGUGACGGUUCUGAUGAAGUGGAGUGUGCGCCGUCGUCCUGCGGUCCCAGCGAGUUCCAGUGUGGAAACUCCACCUGCAUCCCAGCCAGCUGGGUGUGUGACGACGACGUGGACUGUCAGGACCAAUCAGAUGAGUCUCCGUCUCGUUGCGGCCGCCACCCGACACCACCGGCUAAAUGUUCGUCCAGUGAGAUGCAGUGUCUGUCAGGAGAAUGUAUUCACAAGAAGUGGAGAUGUGACGGAGACCCUGACUGUAAGGACGGCAGCGACGAAGCCAACUGUCCUGUUCGUACCUGUGGACCGGACCAGUUUAAGUGUGAAGAUGGAAACUGUAUCCUGGGCAGCAGACAGUGCAACGGCAUCCGAGACUGCACCGACGGCUCCGACGAAGUCAACUGUAAAAACUUGACCCAGUGUAACGGACCAGACAAGUUCAAGUGUCGCAGCGGGGAAUGCAUCGAGAUGAGCAAAGUGUGCAACAAGGCCCGGGACUGUCCCGACUGGAGCGACGAGCCCAUCAAGGAAUGCAAUCUGAACGAGUGUUUGCUGAACAACGGCGGCUGCUCCCACAUCUGCAGAGACAUGGUGAUCGGCUUCGAGUGCGACUGUACGCCUGGUCUGCAGCUCAUCGACCACAAGACCUGUGGAGAUAUCAACGAGUGUCUGAACCCCGGCAUCUGCAGCCAGAUCUGCAUCAACCUGAAGGGAGGCUACAAAUGUGAAUGUCACAACGGCUACCAGAUGGACCCCACCACAGGAGUCUGCAAAGCUGUGGGUAAAGAACCCUGUCUGAUCUUCACCAAUCGGCGGGACAUCCGUCGUCUGGGUCUGGAGAGGAAGGAGUACACUCAGAUCGUGGAACAGCAAAGGAACACGGUGGCUCUGGACGCAGACUUUAACCAGCAGCUGGUGUUCUGGGCCGACCUGGGUCAAAAAGCCAUUUACAGCACCGUUCUGGACAAACGAGGCGACGGCGGAGACACGGGCACGUACAGCAAAGUGAUUGACAACGUCCAGACCCCUGUGGGCAUCGCUGUGGACUGGAUCUAUAAGAACCUGUACUGGUCCGACCUGGCCACCAAAACCAUCUCUGUGUCCAACUUCAACGGCACCAAACAGAAGGUUCUGUUCAACCGAGGCCUCAAAGAACCCGCCUCCAUCGCUGUGGAUCCGUUGUCAGGGUUCCUGUACUGGUCCGACUGGGGCGAACCGGCCAAAAUAGAGAAAUCUGGAAUGAACGGAGUGGACAGACAGGUUCUGGUGGCGACCGACAUCCAGUGGCCCAACGGAAUCACUCUAGAUCUGAUCAAAGGGAGGCUGUACUGGGUCGACUCCAAACUGCACAUGCUCUGUAGCGUCGACCUGAACGGAGACAACAGGAAGAAGGUGCUCCAGUCUUCGGAUUACCUGGCUCAUCCCUUCGCUCUCACCGUUUUUGAGGAUCGAGUCUUCUGGACCGACGGCGAGAACGAGGCCAUUUACGGGGCAAAUAAAUUCACAGGCUCCGACGUGGUGACGCUGGCCAGUAACCUGAACGACCCCCAGGACAUCAUCGUGUACCACGAGCUCAUCCAGCUGUCAGGUACUAACUGGUGCGCAGAGAAAGGUCCAAACGGAGGCUGCAGCUACAUGUGUUUACCUGCACCGCAGAUCAACAAACACUCGCCCAAAUACACCUGUGUGUGUCCGGACGGGCUGGAGCUGGCGGCCGACGGCCUGCGCUGCCGACCAGAUGAGUCUUUUCAUGCUGCAGUGUGGACUGGGAACCUGACAGCUGAAUUCACUGCUCUUACUCUCCUAAUUGGACUCAAACUGUACAGCCAGACACUUCUGUUUGCAAAGUCCUGGAACAUCUCCCUGACAACUCCGGGCUCCACCGUCCUCAAUGAAACGCUGCCUCAGCCCAUUACCAAAGGUCCCUCAAAGGAUGAUGGGAAAGCUGUCAAACAGCCGCCCACAGAAGCCAAUGUGAGCACGUCCAUCCAGGUGGAUUCCACGGCCAGAGGUUCUGUCGCUGCCUGGGCCAUUUUACCAGUGUUGUUGUUGGCCAUGGCUGCUGCUGGUUCUUACCUGAUGUGGAGGAACUGGCAGCUGAAGAACCAGAAGAGCAUGAACUUCGACAACCCCGUCUACCUGAAAACCACAGAAGAAGACCUGAACAUCGACAUCACCCGGCACGGCGCCAACGUGGGACACACCUACCCGGCGAUUUCGAUAGUGAGCACAGAUGACGAUUUAUCCUGAUCGUACUCGCUGCUUUUUUUGUUUUGUUUUUUCUUCUUCCCCGUACGGCAGCCCGUAGAGCGGCGUGGUGUGGCCCCUGGUUUCCAUGCCGACGGUUGCCGUAGCAGCAGCAGCCCUUACAGUCCAACCUACAUGCCUUCUGAAGUGCAUUACCUGUGGCCGGGACCGACCGGAGGAAGUCUUAUUUAUUAUGA
Messenger RNA from Sphaeramia orbicularis (orbiculate cardinalfish), 2978 nucleotides. It is a transcript of the gene vldlr, whose product is annotated as very low density lipoprotein receptor. Bases 1 to 2784 code for a protein of 927 amino acids. The record is from RefSeq and is a predicted model, not a curated record. Lineage: Eukaryota; Metazoa; Chordata; Actinopteri; Kurtiformes; Apogonidae. The transcript is spliced from 21 exons. Gene Ontology annotation, cellular component: plasma membrane; apical plasma membrane; signaling receptor complex. Gene Ontology annotation, molecular function: hormone binding; calcium ion binding; protein binding. Gene Ontology annotation, biological process: receptor-mediated endocytosis.